GCAACACAUGAUUCAGGUCGCAUGAUGAAGCAAAACGAAGGUAGUUGUUAAUGCGCAUAUGCGUACUGUAAGACUAGUUUUAAAAAUACAACAGCAAAAGCGUCGCAUUGUAAAAUCACCUGGCCCACCGGGUUUACCAGACCGGCCUUGCAAAUCCCAAGAGAAAAAAAUAAGUUGCCUGGUCUCCUUUUCCAAAGAGCAUCCUUUUCUUCCUUUCUUUUUUCUUUCUUCUUCUUUUGCUGCUGUCCCCUUGGCUUUUCUACUUGUCCGUUCUCUCGCUCGGAUUAACCCUACAGAAACACAAUGCAAAGAAACAACAGCAACAGCCCUAGUGGUAGCACUAACAGUAGUAACAACAGCAAUAAUAACUUUGUCCACUUUGAGACGACGCCUCGCGAAUACUAUGACCACUGUACCACAGCAACGCCCAGCUACGAUCUAUACCCCAGCCUCUCUCGUCGUCUUGUGAAUGGCUACGUGCAACGACCCGUACCGCGCAAAUGCAGUCAACGAUGCGACCGGCAGAUCAAUUUUGCGACCAUGAACAUGAUACAGCGAGAACAGGCCAGCAGCACAAGCAGUACCUGGUACCACCCGCAUCCUAUGCUCGACCUGUUUGCACGACUCCCUGCCGAACAAGAGGAGGAACAGCACGAGCACAUCCAGGACGACGAGAUACCAACGUGGGACCUGUACCCUCUUGUUCUUCGAAAUGUCGAGAACUUUGGUACAGAACAAAUGCGACAACGACUUCAUCAAGCCAUGGCGACCAUGGUCUAGCAACUACUGAAAAAAAGCGUACUUAUUCCCCGAGUCUCGAAGGCUCGCUAUAUACCUUCAUCCCUUUCGCCCCCCGGACCUUUCUCCUCUUCUCCUUCUUGUCGUCUAGCAUUGCGCGCGCGCGCGAGAGAGAGAGAGAGAGAGAGAGA
Zychaea mexicana is the source of this 929-nucleotide messenger RNA. RefSeq lists its product as uncharacterized. The transcript has 2 exons. The record is from RefSeq and is a predicted model, not a curated record. Lineage: Eukaryota; Fungi; Mucoromycota; Mucoromycetes; Mucorales; Lichtheimiaceae. The coding region runs from base 304 to 780 and encodes 158 amino acids.